Oryza sativa Japonica Group (Japanese rice) is the source of this 1504-nucleotide messenger RNA. Its product is annotated as senescence-specific cysteine protease SAG12. Gene Ontology annotation, molecular function: cysteine-type endopeptidase activity. The record is from RefSeq and is a predicted model, not a curated record. Gene Ontology annotation, cellular component: lysosome. NCBI's taxonomy places the organism in Eukaryota, Viridiplantae, Streptophyta, Magnoliopsida, Poales, Poaceae.
CCCUCCAAUCAUUUGCAGGCUAAUGCUAUGCAGACAACAAAAAAAAAAUCCUCUUAGUUAUUAGUAGCUGGUCUUAUUAUCUUAUCCCUUCCUUAAUUGACUAGUCCUAGUGAUUAAACACGCUCGUCUCCUCCUCUUCCUCACGAGCUGCCUCCUGCCAGUCGAUCAUGGCGGCCGCAUCCUUCUGUUCCAAACGAUCUCUCCCAUGCCUACUGCUCAUAUUAGCCGUCUUCUUCCUCGGUUGCUCGUCGCCGGCGACGGCCCGCCGCGUCACCGAGGGCGAACCGGCGACGACGACGACGAUGGUGGAGAGGUUCCGGCGGUGGAAGGCGGAGUACAACCGGUCGUACGCCACGGCGGGGGAGGAGCGCCGCCGGCUCCGGGUGUACGCGCGCAACGUGCGGUACAUCGAGGCGACGAACGCGGCGGCGGGGCUCGCGUACGAGCUCGGCGAGACGGCCUACACCGACCUCACCAACGACGAGUUCAUCGCCAUGUACACCGCGCCGCCGCCGCUGCGGUCGUCAGACGGCGACGACGACGACGCGGCGACGACGAUCAUCACCACGCGCGCCGGGCCGGUGGACGAACACAACCUGCAGCCGGAGGUGUACUUCAACGAGUCCGCCGGCGCGCCGGCGAGCGUUGACUGGCGGGCGAGCGGCGCCGUGACGGAGGUGAAGGACCAAGGGCGAUGUGGAUCGUGCUGGGCGUUCUCGACGGUGGCGGUGGUGGAGGGGAUACAGAAGAUCAAGAAGGGGAAGCUGGUGUCACUGUCGGAGCAGGAGCUGGUCGACUGCGACACGCUCGACAGCGGCUGCGACGGCGGCGUCAGCUACCGGGCGCUGGAGUGGAUCACCGCCAACGGCGGCAUCACCACCCGCGACGACUACCCCUACACGGCCGCCGCCUCCGCCGCCUGCGACCGCGCCAAGCUGGGCCACCACGCCGCCACCAUCGCCGGGCUCCGCCGCGUGGCCACCCGGAGCGAGGCGUCGCUGGCGAACGCCGCGGCGGCGCAGCCCGUGGCCGUGUCCAUCGAGGCCGGCGGCGACAACUUCCAGCACUACAGGAAGGGCGUGUACGACGGGCCGUGCGGGACGCGGCUCAACCACGGCGUCACCGUCGUCGGCUACGGCCAGGAGGAGGCGGCGGCGGACGGCGGCGCCGCCGGCGGCGACAAGUACUGGAUCAUCAAGAACUCGUGGGGGAAGAACUGGGGCGACCAGGGAUACAUCAAGAUGAAGAAGGACGUCGCCGGCAAGCCGGAGGGGCUCUGCGGCAUCGCCAUCCGGCCGUCAUUCCCGCUCAUGUGAUCUCUACAUUUUUCUAAGUUAGUAGCUUUCAAAUUAGUCAAACUUAGGAAAUUUGGGAUGGUGUUCAUCGCGUGCACGAUGCACCUACACACACUACGCUGUUAAUAUUACGUGUAAAACUCGCGAAUCACAUGAUUGUUUAUUACAAUUGGAAAUAAAUUUAUAUACAAAGGAUAGAAAUUUCUUCA